Daucus carota subsp. sativus is the source of this 3971-nucleotide messenger RNA. Its product is annotated as protein LONGIFOLIA 1. The transcript has 6 exons. Gene Ontology annotation, biological process: regulation of monopolar cell growth. The record is from RefSeq and is a predicted model, not a curated record. NCBI's taxonomy places the organism in Eukaryota, Viridiplantae, Streptophyta, Magnoliopsida, Apiales, Apiaceae. Bases 555 to 3830 code for a protein of 1091 amino acids.
CAUUAUAAGAAUAAUUGAAUACUAUAAUUUGCUAACUCUCACUCUCAGCAACAUUUAUUACUAACAUUAAACCAUUUCCAAUUACAGUCUCAUCUGGGCUGUCUUUGGUUUUUUCUUCUGUUUACACCUGCUCUUGAUUCUUCCACAGAUUUGCCUUGCACUCAUGAGUUGUGCAUUAUUUUCUUCAGACAAUACAAAGAGACCAAAUUGGCUUCUGGAAAGAUUUGUGAAAUCUUGAAUAGUUGAAUUUAUUGAUUUCUUGGUUUAGUUAAUAAAGCUCCAACCUUUAUGAGUUUGGAUGUGGGCUGAAGAAUGUGAAGUUCUUGGAUUUGGGAUUUGGCAUUACUUUCCAUUUUACUAGGAUUUGUAUUGGGGGUCUUUGGUAUUGAAGAUUCUGAAUUGAAUUCAUAUGGAAAUCAAUAAGACUCAUCUCGGAUUGCGGUGGAAGAGUUUGUAUUAGUAUUUCUAAAGGAGCCUUGGAUCCAAGGUUGUCAAAUAAUUGACUAUUACAUAGUUGUCAAAUUUCAGUAGUGUAGUGGAGGGAAAAGGAGAUAAUGGCUGCAAAGAUUUUGCAAUCACUUUCAGAGGAAAAUCCGGAGUUGUCGAAGCAAAUAGGAUGCAUGACCGGAAUUUUCCAGCUAUUUGAUCGUCAACAUUUAGCGACUGGUAGGCGCAUCACAGGUCACCCGAGAAGACUUCCUCCUGGUGACUCCGAAUAUGACUACAGCACUAGUGGUACAAAUAUAAAUAAGAAUAACAGAUACUACAGACGUCCGACAGUGGAAAAUCAGUCAAACAAACAUAACAUUGAGAAACAAAGAUUAUCCACAGAAACGUCUAGACCUUCGUUUUCCUCUUCAUCCCGUUCGUCUUCUUUCUCCUCUCUCGACUUUAACAGAACAGCUCAACCAGAGCCCUUAUCCUUUGAUCGUAUGAUUUUUUCUGAAGUCCCUUCGAAGGAACAAGCGUUAAGCCAGUCAAGCGCAUCUCCACAUUCUGAGCGUCAAGUCUCUAAUCUUCGUGAUGUGGUCAGGGACUCCAUGUACAGAGAACUCCGUGAAGUAUCAGUUAAAACUAAUAAAAAAGAGGCAGCAUCUGAUUCUUUGGUGAAGCGAAGGGACUCACCGAGACCGCUUCAUUUAUCCAAAAGCAAUGAUGAAUUUUAUAGACAUGGCCGCGAUGAAAGACAUAAUAUGCCGGUCGAUCUUGAGGAGCCUCUUAAAUUUAUUUCUGAAGUUCGAGAUGCACGACCUUGGUAUUUGGAUGAACCUAGUAAACUCUCAAGGUCGUCAUCCUACCAAUUCAGAGAUGGAUCUUCAUAUUUAAAUCCAAAGGACGCUCCACGCUAUUCAUAUGAUGAAAGGGGAAAAAGUCACUUAUCUUACUAUUCACAGGACAGUAUGAACCAAACCUUAAAGCUAAAAGAACUACCAAGGCUAUCAUUGGACAGCAGAGAGAGUUCAAUGCGGAGUUUCAAUUCCGACACACAAUCUAGCUUUAUGUCAAAGGGUAUGCAGGACAGUGGGAAUUAUACUGAGCAGAUUCUCUUACGUCAGCACCAAACAUUCGAAUCUCAGCAACGACCUCCCAGCGUCGUAGCAAAGUUGAUGGGAUUGGACUCAGUGCCAAAUUCUGCAUCCAACAUAGAUAACAAGAUUGGAACUAAUCCUGUCAAAGAAUCUGAAGCCUCUUCAAGCUCCUCAAAAGCAACUAAUGCAUACAGAUCGAUACAACCAUUUGAUUAUUCUAGGAACUCUUUGAAGGAACCAACAUCACCCCGCUGGAGAAAUCCCAAUCCAGUUAAGAAACCCCUAUCAAGAGUUUCUGUUGAACCAGCACCAUGGCAUCUGCUUGACGGGACUCGAGGGUCUCAGAAGGCGGUUCCUAGAAAUUUGAAAGCUCUGGGAAAAGCUCCGAGCUCCUUUCCUUCCGUUUACAGUGAGAUAGAAAAUAGAUUGAAAGAUCUUGAAUUUAGACAAUCCGGAAAGGAUCUCAGAGCUCUUAAACAGAUACUUCAAUCAAUGCAGAUGAAGGGGCUGGUAGACACCAGCAAAGAAGGACAUCGAGACCAUGAACAAAUGUACACAGCUCCCGAUCAAAAUACAAGAGAGAUGAACCAAAAACAGAAACAGAAUGAUAAUGUUUCUAGUCAUACUUCCCAGAGAUCCAUUUCUUUAAGGACAUCUGAAUCUCCGAUUGUCAUCAUGAAACCUGCAAAACUUGUAGAAAAAUCUGGGAGCCGUACUUCAUCAGCAGUGCCACUUGGCCGCUUGUCCAUCAAAUCUAGGCGACAGGGCUAUGACUAUCUUGAUAAGACAAUUGGUUCAGUUACUAGCAAAAUGGAUAAGGAUCAGAUUUAUAAGUCUACUCACAGAGACCACACUGAGACAUCUACCAACAUGAAAGUCAAUGUCAGAACUCCAAAAACACAAAUAUCAACGAGACACCAACAGGUGCACACAGAAAGCACAACCAGUUCGGUACAGAGCUCAGCAUCAAUCAGCCCAAGACUGCAACAAAAGAAACAUGAUUUGGAGAAGCGAUCCCGACCUCCUAUGUCUCCAUCUAAUUCCAGUAAAUUAAAGAAGCAACAAUCAAACAAGCAGCAACGAGAGUCAAGUUCACCUGGUGGGAGACAUCGAGCUAAAUCCUCAAUUUUGCAAGAAAGUGAUCAUCAAAUCAGCGAAAACAGUACUGGAGCGAGGAAAUCAAAUUACAGAGUGAACAUUAACUCUUUGGUUUCUAAUGAAGUCAACAGUGCAGUAAGGCCCAGUGGAAUUAGUGGCAACCAGAGUUCAUUAAUGCAGACUGCAAAGUACUCUAAAAGCCGUGUAGCGAAGAAAUCAAGUGUGAUUAGAAAUGAUGAUGAUUCAGUGGCAGAACUUGGUACAACUUCCCCUGAAUAUCCCAGUCCCGUAUCGGUCCUUGACGGUGCAGUAUAUAUUGAUAAUGAAUCAUCACGUUUGAAUGAAAUCCUAGUGACUAUCAAAAAUAAUUCUUUGUCGAAUUUAAGUGACAACAUAACAAAAGAGCAGUUUCAUCCAGUUGAUAACAAUGUAUCUAGAACCGAGGAAUCUGUUCUUGCACCUCAUGUUAAUCGACAGAAACUACAAAGCAUUGAUCACUUGGUACAGAAACUCAGAAGAUUGAACUCGGGCCAUGAUGAAGCCCGGACAGAUUAUAUUGCAUCUCUUUGUGAGAACACAAAUCCUGAUGACAGAUACAUAUCUGAGAUAUUGUUAGCUUCUGGUCUGCUCCUCAAGGAUCUUGGCUCAAACUUGACAACCUUCCAGUUUCACCAAUCAGGCCAACCAAUUAACCCUGAGUUAUUCUUGGUAUUGGAACAAACCAAAGCUAGUAAUCGACUCAAGGAAGACUGUAGAGCAGAAAAGGUUGUGCAACUGAAGCCUGACAAUGAAAAAACCCACAGAAAACUCAUCUUUGAUGCUGUUAAUGAAGUUCUAACCACAAAGUUGGCUUUCCUCAGACAGUCUACGGAACCUUGGAUUCAGCCUCUGACUGUAACAGGGAAGACCCUCAAUGCACAAAAGCUCCUUAGAGAAUUGUGUUUUGAAAUUGAGCAGCUUCAAGCCAAGAAACAGGCUUGCAGCUUGGAGGAUGAGGAUGAUGGGCUAAAAAGCAUCUUGUGGGAAGAUGUGCUGCAUCCAUCGGAAAGUUUUACAGAUUUUCAAGGAGAAAUAUCAGGGUUGGUAUUGGAUAUCGAGAGAUCGCUCUUCAAAGACUUGGUUGGAGAGAUUGUUACCAGUGAGGCUGCUAACGUGCGAGUAAAAACCACUAGUAGGCUUUGUAGGCAAUUGUUUGUGAACUAGUUAGCCAUUAUUCCUUAAUUGUCUACAAAUUUGAUCUCUCUGGACUGAGAAUUUGAUGGAUUUUCCAUAACUUGUAUUAGGAGCAAUGCAAAUACGAAAUUUUAAAAUUUUGUUUAUAAGAUGUUUUCUUUCAAAUUUUCA